Messenger RNA from Filobasidium floriforme, 1643 nucleotides. RefSeq names its product GroES-like protein. The transcript has 15 exons. The record is from RefSeq and is a predicted model, not a curated record. Gene Ontology annotation, molecular function: zinc ion binding; oxidoreductase activity. Lineage: Eukaryota; Fungi; Basidiomycota; Tremellomycetes; Filobasidiales; Filobasidiaceae. Bases 143 to 1495 code for a protein of 450 amino acids.
UGGGGAGGUACCGUCCACGACUUAUACCUAUAUACCUACGACGUACCGUAAACACCUAACCAGAUCAACCUCGACAACAACCUUUCAACCCAAAUCUACGCAAAAAACAACAACAACUACAAGCUACAGAACUCCCAUCAUCAUGCAAGCCGUCGCCAAUGCUUUCCAAUCCUACACCGGCCCUGCCGAGAACAACAUCGUCGAGAACAAGUACAAGGUCCGGGAGGGCGGUGAGAAGGGGAUGAAGGCCCUCACCUGGCAAGGCGCCAACAGCGUCAAGGUCAUCGACGCCGACAUCCCGGACAUCACCCAGGAUACCGACGUCAUCCUCAAAGUCACUGCGACGACGAUCUGUGGGUCGGAUUUGCAUUUGUAUCAUGGAGAGAUCGUCGCCCUUCAAAAGGGGGAUUUGUUGGGACACGAGUUUGCUGGGAUCGUCGACCGGGUCGGACCUGCUGUCAAGAACUUGAAGGUCGGGGACAGGGUCGUCACCUCCUUCCAGAUCGCCUGUGGAGAAUGCCGAUUCUGCAAGCAGAAGCUGUCGAGCUUCUGCGAUAGGACUAACAACUCUACGUUGAUGAGGACCAUGUACGGCGGGAACCCCAAGGCCGACCAAGCCGACGCCGGGUUCUUCGGGUACAGCCAUUUCACAGGAGGAUACCCCGGUGGACAAGCCGAAUGGGUCAAAGUCCCUAUCGGUGACGUCAACUGCUUGAAGAUCCCGGACGAGGUCCCCGAUGAGGAAGCCAUCUACCUCUCGGACAUCUUGCCCACUUCGUACCAUAACGUCGUGGACACGGGCGUCAAGGAGGGCGACGUAGUCGGUGUUUGGGGUUUGGGACCUAUCGGACAAUGUUCGAUCCGAUGGGCGCUUUUGAAGGGAGCCAAGGAAGUCGUUGCCAUCGACUGCGUCCCCGCAAGGCUCAAGAUGGCCGAAGAAGCCGCCCCGGGCAAGGUCAGGACCCUGAACUUCAAGGAGGUCAGCAACGUUGCUGGAACGCUCAACGAGUGGUACCCCGGUGGACUCGACGUCUCUCUUGAUUGUGGGUCGUUCCACGAGCCCCAGACGAUGCUCCACAAGGUCGAAAAGGCUUUGAUGCUCGAGACGGACGUUUCGGAGGUACCCAACCAGAUGAUCAUGGCCACCAGGAAGAUGGGCAGGGUCGGUAUCAUUGCCGCAUACGCUGCUCUUACCAACCACUUCAACAUCGGAGCUCUGAUGGAGAAGGGUAUCAGGUUCAUCGGGAACGGACAGGCUCCUGUUCACCUUUACUGGGAGGAGAUCAUGGACAUGAUCAAGGAAGGAAAGUGGUCAUCCAAGUUCCUCGUCUCCCACAGGAUCGACGUCUCCGAAUUCGCGGAGCUCUACCAGGCCUUUGACAAGCGUCAAGGAGGUCUUAUGAAGGUUUUCGUUCAGACCAGGCACAGUGCUCCGCCCGCUCCGGGCUUCCCUCAGUUGACCAGCAUCAAGGACCUCCCCAAGGAGGUCUUGUAGGUUUAGCUCGAGAGAGAUAUCGCUUGGGUGCUACUCCAGAACUCGUCUGUAUUCCUUGGCCGAGAUCACUCCGGUCGUCGUGUUUUAGCUCGUGACGUUACUGUAUGCAAAUAAUUAUGGUACAAGAUUUGAUUGAUUUGAUUGAAAA